Molecule: messenger RNA, 719 nt
Organism: Nicotiana tabacum (common tobacco)
Lineage: Eukaryota; Viridiplantae; Streptophyta; Magnoliopsida; Solanales; Solanaceae
Source: RefSeq, a predicted model, not a curated record
UCCAAUUAAGAAAUGACCAGCAUACCGGGCAACUCUAUAGAGUUAUAUCCAAAUCGCAGCCUCGUCGAUUUUCUGAAUCAGAGACCAGCAAAAGUUUUCAUAGGGACAAGAAAAGGAUGGGAUUCAUAAUGGAAUUUGCGGAGAACUUGAUAUUGAGAUUAAUGGAGGAUCCAGUGGAGAGGGAUAGGAAGUUUAGGGAGCACGUGUAUGCCACGAAAGAGAGGACCAAGAAGACAUUGGAGAUGUGGAGCUAUCCAAUGCGUCCCUAUGGUUUCUGGACAUUUGAUAGGCACAACGCUCAGUUAUUUUGGGACCCUCAAAUCAGCCAAGUCCCCGGCCGUCGUGAUCCGUAUGAUGACCUCCUUCAGGACGGUUCUUCCUCCUCCUCCACCUAAGCUGCCUCCUUCGUCAACUGACUUUGUGUAGUCGGGAGGAACUGCCAAAGGUCAAAGCUUUUCUACAGCAACUGCUUAUGUAGUGCUUUGUUUCUGAACAUUGUAGCUGGUUAUGGGCUGGGAUAAUUUGUAUAAAUCUCAAUAGUUCAGCUAUGUUGAGAGGGAACCUGUUGAAAUAAGAUUUGUGGAGUUCAGAAUUUCAUUUACCACCCCGAGUCUCCCCUGAUUUAAGUUGUAUCCGCUGUAACAGUUAAAUGUAACAGCAGCCAUUUGAAUGUAGCAGCAGACACUGGAAAAUAAAAGAUCAGGCCACGGUCAACAGAA